Messenger RNA from Scutellospora calospora, 2371 nucleotides. Lineage: Eukaryota; Fungi; Glomeromycota; Glomeromycetes; Diversisporales; Gigasporaceae. The record is from the annotation of a GenBank genome assembly.
AUGCACGGGAAGUCUUCAAGAACAAUAUUAAUAUCCUCACUCCCAAUUUCUGAUCUGGUCAUCCCUGGUAUACAAAAUCUUGAAGGCACAGUAGAUGUCAAUUCAAACAAUAAUAUACGUCGAGUUUCAUUCCCAAAUUUAGUAUCAGCCACACGUAUUUUAGUUUCAAACCAAACCUCUUUAACCACUUUAGAAUUUCCUUUACUCCAAAAAGUUGAUACAUUAACGGUUAAAAAAUUACCAAGUUUAACUGAUUUAACUUUUUCCGCAGGGUUAACUGAGGCCAAUAAUUUAGAGAUAACAGAAACGGGCGCAAGGGGGAUAUAUGGACUUAAUGUAAAGAAAAUGUCAAGUUUACGAGUACAUGAUAAUCAGCAAAUGGAAAAUUUGCAAAUUCCAAAUGUGAAAAGCAUUGAUACGAUUUAUAUUACUGGGAAUGGAAGGGGAAGACUUAAUUUAACUACACCAUAUUUGGACACUGUAAAUGAUUUAACGAUUAAAAACGCGGGCUCACUUGCUGUUUCCGCUCUUUCCACUAUAUCUAAUAACCUCGUAAUAUCUGAAAAUAUUUUCCCUUCCUUUACAUUCCAAAACCUACAUUCAGUAGCAGGUACUAUAACAAUAGAUAGUAACCAAUUUCUCAAAUCCACAAACUUUCCUGAACUUCAAACGGUUGGCUCUGCUUUAGUGAUUUCUAAUAAUCCAUCCCUCGAAAUUAUCAGUGGAUUUCCAAAGUUAGGACAAAUAGGUGGAUCAGUGGAUGUUACAGGAUCAUUUUCUGAAUUUGACGUAUCAAAAUUAGAUGAUAUUAAAGGUGGAAUAAAUGUACAAACAACAUCUGAAAGAUUUAAAUGCGAUACAAUUGAUAAGUUAAAGAAUGAUGGUGUUGUUAAAGGAGAUACAGUUGUUUGUUUGGCGGGAACUAAAGAACCGAAAAGUGUUGUAGCACAGCCUAAAACAGGUGUACCAGAGAAUAAAGAUACAAUUAAAUCAUUUGGUGGAGGGGAUAAUAAAGGAUCAACGAAUAGCUCAGUAAAUGAAACUAAAACAUUACUCAACAGUGGUGUCAAACAUAAAAUGAAUCAUUUUGAUCGAAUAUUAAAGCAUUCACAGGAAUCUUGUAUACAAACUUGCUCUCUUGUCGAUUGUCAAAUUUAUGUGGCUACACAAAAGGAUACCGCUAAAAAAGAAUCGUCUACAAUCUCUUUAAAAACUAUUACAUAUGCUGAGUCUAAUCUUUUUCCUGUAGAAUUUGAUACCACAACAGAUGGAACCGCAAUUAUUCGUUUACAACAACGCCUUCCAAAUAAACAAUGUGCUGAAUCAAGAGUUAUAAUGAGAUAUAUUUUGCCGAAUGGUGUGUUAGUGGCAAACGAUGUGGAUUUUAAAUUUGAUCCUAUUAAUUUUUGUCCCGUGGAUAAAAUUGAGAUUCAUCCUUUAUUAGAAAAGUUUAGUUUAGUUUUGUAUUUAAAUUCUACGAACUCACAAGUAAGUACCGGAAAUAUAUCGGUACAAUAUGCUGCCAUUAUAAUUGGCCAGGAUGGUAAAGUUGUUCAAAGUAUUCCAUUCAUGUCCGAUACACCUGUAAAGACAAAAACAGUUGUGAAUGGUAAUGGUGAUUUUUUGUGGACAUUUAAACCUGAUAAUAAUCAAUCAAUUACUUAUGCCAAAUUCACUUUACAAAAGCAAAAUAUUGCAAUAACAGAUCCUACUAUACCACCGAUAAUUACAAUGUCUGUAAACGGAAUAUAUCAACUACCAACCAAUCUCAAUCUUGAACUUUUAAAUUAUACUACUUUUCCUACGUUUUAUGGUCAUUUCGGGAUUGUUUUCACUGCUAGAUAUAAUAUUCCCUCUUCGUCAACAUCACAAUUACUUCUUUAUUGCACUUUUCUAAUCUUUGAGACAAACAAUUUCAUACCACCAUUAUCUAUAUACACUCCUACAACACCAUUAACAACAUUAGAAAUUAUGCAAUGUGGUGAAUCAUCAUUUGAAGGGAUAGGAUUUAAAUGUUUUAUAACUGAAUUAACUUCAAUUCCUAUUGUUAAUAAUAAUAUUACAUCAAAUUCUAUAAAAAUUAUAUUUUUUGAUCCUUUAUAUUUUGGUGGAUAUUUACAAAGAAUUUAUUUAAAUAAUGGUGAUGGUGGAAAUGGUCAAUCAUGGAGUAUAGUAACGACUGAUAUUAUUAAAAUUUAUAAUCGAGAUAAAUCUCUGAUAAAUCCAAAUAUAUUAUCGACUUCUUUACCGAUAAGCACCACAAUUCCGUUAGAAAUGACUCCAUUUAUUAUUACAUUUUCGAAACCUAUUAAUUUAUCAACCGGAAAUAUUUCAAUAUUUCAGUUUAUUUCUCCAACCAACAUUUCAAACA